Molecule: messenger RNA, 1143 nt
Organism: Aspergillus homomorphus CBS 101889
Lineage: Eukaryota; Fungi; Ascomycota; Eurotiomycetes; Eurotiales; Aspergillaceae
Product: polysaccharide lyase family 1 protein
Exons: 4
Coding region: 1-1143 (380 amino acids)
Molecular function (GO): pectate lyase activity
Source: RefSeq, a predicted model, not a curated record
AUGAAGUACGCCGCUUUUUUCAGCGCUGCUGUCGCUGGACUUAUCGGCUCUGCCGCUGCUGUCGGUGUCUCCGGAUCCGCAGAGGGCUUCGCCAAAGGUGUGACGGGAGGUGGCUCGGCUACCCCCGUUUAUCCUAGCACCACUGACGAGCUGGUCUCCUACCUUGGUGACAGCGAGGCUCGCGUCAUCGUUCUCGAGAAGACCUUCGACUUCCGAGGCACCGAGGGUACCACCACCAGCACUGGUUGCGCUCCUUGGGGUACCGCCUCCGCCUGCCAGGUCGCUAUCAACCAGAACGACUGGUGCACCAACUAUGAGCCUGAUGCUCCCUCCGUCUCCGUCAGCUAUGACAAUGCCGGUGUUCUUGGUAUCACUGUGGGCUCAAACAAGUCCAUCAUCGGUGUGGGUAGCAAGGGUGUGAUCAAGGGCAAGGGUCUCCGGAUGGUCAGCGGUGCUGAGAACGUGAUUAUCCAGAACAUUGCCAUUACCGACAUCAACCCUAAGUACGUCUGGGGUGGUGAUGCUAUCACUCUUAACAACGUUGACAUGGUCUGGAUUGACCACGUCACCACCGCUCGCAUCGGCCGCCAACACAUCGUCCUCGGAACCUCUGCCGACAACCGUGUCUCCAUCACCAACCACUACCUUGACGGUGAGACCGAUUACUCCGCCACCUGCGACGGCUACCACUACUGGGGCAUGUACUUUGAUGGUUCCAGCGAUAUGGUCACCUUGAAAGAUUCCUACAUAUAUCGCACCAGUGGUCGAGCUCCCAAAGUUGCCGGCAACACUCUCCUUCACGCUGUCAACAAUUAUUGGUAUGACAAUUCUGGCCACGCUUUCGAGGUUGGAUCCGGUGCCUAUAUCCUUGCUGAGGGCAACGUCUUCCAGAACGUUGACACAGUCGUCGAGACCCCCACCUCCGGCCAGAUGUUCUCCGUUCCCUCCACCUCCUCUGGAACUUCCUGCACUGCCUCCCUCGGCCGUGCCUGUGUUAUCAACGGCUUCGGUAGCUCUGGCACCCUCAGCGAGACUGAUACCGACUUCCUCAACAACUUCAAGGGCAAGAACAUUGCCUCCGCUUCAGCUUACACCUCCGUCGUCUCCACCGUUAAUUCCAACGCUGGUUACGGCAAGCUGUAA